Molecule: messenger RNA, 642 nt
Organism: Biomphalaria glabrata
Lineage: Eukaryota; Metazoa; Mollusca; Gastropoda; Planorbidae
Exons: 2
Coding region: 1-642 (213 amino acids)
Source: RefSeq, a predicted model, not a curated record
AUGACGAAAGGGUGGUCCGAAGAAAAAUUGUCUGGACAACAGAAAAGAAUGGACCAGCCUCUGCUAAGAACAGCUGCUGACCUGGAAGUGGAGAGAUUUGGUGUUGUGUUGAUUGCUUACAACCUGGCCGCUCCCUCCUACAACCUGGCCGCUCCCUCCUACAACCUGGCCGCUCCCUCCUACAACCUGGCCGCUCCCUCCUACAACCUGGCCGCUCCCUCCUACAACCUGGCCGCUCCCUCCUACAACCUGGCCGCUCCCUCCUACAACCUGGCCGCUCCCUCCUACAACCUGGCCGCUCCCUCCUACAACCUGGCCGCUCCCUCCUACAACCUGGCCGCUCCCUCCUACAACCUGGCCGCUCCCUCCUACAACCUGGCCGCUCCCUCCUACAACCUGGCCGCUCCCUCCUACAACCUGGCCGCUCCCUCCUACAACCUGGCCGCUCCCUCCUACAACCUGGCCGCUCCCUCCUACAACCUGGCCGCUCCCUCCUACAACCUGGCCGCUCCCUCCUACAACCUGGCCGCUCCCUCCUACAACCUGACCGCUCCCUCCUACAACCUGACCGCUCCCUCCUACAACCUGGCCGCUCCCUCCUACAACCAAUCCAAAAUGUCUGCACCUUUCUUCUACCCCUAA